Suillus discolor is the source of this 1197-nucleotide messenger RNA. RefSeq lists its product as uncharacterized. The record is from RefSeq and is a predicted model, not a curated record. The transcript has 4 exons. Lineage: Eukaryota; Fungi; Basidiomycota; Agaricomycetes; Boletales; Suillaceae. Bases 21 to 1022 code for a protein of 333 amino acids.
GCAGUAGGUUCAUAGUGAGAAUGAAGAAUGGAGAUGACUCGAAAUUUGCCCUGUUCAACGAUUUAGUCAGAUCUUUUCCCGGUUGGCUCGAUAAAAGUUCGAUCUGCGACAAGGAUAUGCCACUGCGGGAUUUACACGUGGGUACUCUGCUACUGACUAGUAAAAGAGAGAUCAAAAAUAAUUUCUCAGAUACCCCACGCACCUUCAUGUCGUCGUAUUCGCCUCUCCAAAUGCAUGAUCUAGAUCAUCAGCCUGAAGACACUGAAGGUGAUAUUCUCCUCCCCGGCAAACACAUCCCCGAGCACCGCACUGUGAACCCCUCAUCUAAAUGGCCUGCUUGGGCAGCGCUAGUGCUACAGGUCAUCGCAGUUAUUUGCGCGUGCGCAUUGUAUAACGUUGCCUCUGCCUCUGUUCCUGGGCAGCGCAAUGUCCAAACGUUGCGUCAGCAAAACCAGUUUCCAGGCAUAGAAUCGGUGGGCAGCCCUCAACAAAAGCAAAGGGCACCAAAGUUGUACUUUCCAAGCGCCAUAGUACGGGUGAACAAAGCAUUGCCUGACCAAGUGUAUAAUUCAGGCUCGCACGUCAUACUGAGCGACAGCGACUCGAUGUUCUUUCAGUGGCACCUCGGCCAGUCCAAAUUCACCUCUUGCUACAUCGACAGCAUCGUUCCCACCGUUGAAGAUGGUCUUGCAGCCAACAAGUCCUAUACUUCAUCUGGGUCAAUCACCGAAAUCCAAAUUUGGAAUGUUACCACUCCUGUCGAGGGCAUGACGAACCUCAGCUGGAACACACGACCCCAACGAAUUGCACUAAUGGGCACUGUCGCGUUCCUUCCUGAGAAAGAGAAGAUUGAGCAGCUAGGACUCGAAGAUGGCUGGCAAUCACAGCUGGCAACGCGGUUCUCGUGUGGGAAGGAAGCGGUUGUUAUUACCGUCGAGGUUGCAUGCAAUAGUUGUAGACUUGAAUUCGAGCAAAUAUUCUCGGUUCCUCCGUUGGCUUUCGACCUGAUGGAAAUAGGAUAAGUAUCAUUCAGAAAUGAAUUUCAAACUCCGUCGGCACUUUUUUACAUGGUUUCUAUUUCCUAUAUAGCCCCGAACGAGAGAGCGUCUGUAAGAUAAUGGUGGAGCCUGGCGAGAAAAACGUCGACAAACUCGUUCGCCAAAUUGCUAGUUGUGAAAACCAUUCCUAUAUUGCAAC